Gambusia affinis (western mosquitofish) is the source of this 2451-nucleotide messenger RNA. Its product is annotated as adenylate kinase 7-like. Gene Ontology annotation, cellular component: cytoplasm. The record is from RefSeq and is a predicted model, not a curated record. Gene Ontology annotation, biological process: nucleobase-containing compound metabolic process. NCBI's taxonomy places the organism in Eukaryota, Metazoa, Chordata, Actinopteri, Cyprinodontiformes, Poeciliidae. The transcript has 18 exons. Gene Ontology annotation, molecular function: ATP binding; AMP kinase activity. Bases 122 to 2212 code for a protein of 696 amino acids.
CCCUACCAACCGUUUUCGAGUCCAUAGCAACCGUUACGACUGGCCGAACCGAGCUGUUUUUGUCUCAGCAGUUUUCCUCUUAGCGUCGGUUAUUCUGUGUAUCUAAAGUAACAUUUUUGUCAUGGAGGAGAAGAGGCCACCGCUUCCAGCUAAGCGGGUUUUCGUGAACGACGUCCAUACGUAUGUUUCAAAGCACGUCGCCGAGAUGAUAGGACAUGUUGAACCUCCUGAGGAGUCGGAGGAUUCUGACUCAGACGAUGAGGAGGUUCCCCAGGAGGAACCUCCCUUUCAGGUCGUAGGAACUUCCAUCAAUGAGGAAAAAGUACAGAAUCUACACAAAUUGUAUGUGUCCCCAAGCAGAGAGGAGCUGCUGCAGGUGCUGCUGGAGUGUGAUGUUGUGGUUUACUGCGUCACCGAAAGUGCAACUCCACAGCAGAUUGAAGAGGCAACAUGGGCAAUAUCAGUCCUUCAGGAAGAUAUGGCAAGCUUUGAGACCCGGAGAUAUUUUAUUGUCGUCUCCACAUUGAUGACUUGGACAAAUUUCAGGAUUUCAGAUAUAAAUGAUGCAGGUCUCCCUUAUUUAGAAGAAGAUUUUCUCCGAAGAAGGCCUCAUCCCAAGUUCAGGAAACACAAUGAGCUGGAGAAACUGGUGCUCAAGUUGCCCCGAGGUAAAACAUCUAAGCUCAAAGGUUACGUUAUAUGUGCUGGGUUUCAGUACGGAAUGGGAGAAAAUCUCUUCCACUACUUUUUUAAGGUUUCAUGGUCAAUGCAGGAGCCAAAGGUUCCCAUAUUUGGAAGUGGUGAAAAUUUUAUUCCCAUGAUUCAUGUUUGUGACCUUGGAAGAGUGGUCCAAGAGAUCAUUAAGGUGAAGCCAAGCCCAAGGUACAUCGUUGCCGUUGAUGAUUCCAAGAACACGUUAGAGGAAGUUGUAAAGACUAUUAGUGAAAUGCUCGGGCCAGAAAAAAUCUGCAAGUUACUUCCAGAAGACGCCAUCAAAAUGAACGCUUUUAAGCCGGAAGAACUGGACUGUCUCAACGUCAACAUGCGAUUGGAUACUUCUAUAAUCAGCGACUAUUUGACCUUUGACUGGACGAGUGAAGAGGGACUGGUGAAAAACAUCAAGAGCAUCGUGAAGGAGUACAAACAAGCAAGACAGCUUUUUCCCAUUAAGAUCUGCCUGAUCGGCCCUCCGGCGGUGGGGAAGACGACUCUGGCCAUGAAGCUCUGCCAGCACUACAAACUUCAUUACAUCAACGUCAACAACAUGUUUGAUGAUAAAAUUUCUCAGCUGGAGACGACGAUAGCUACUGAGGAGUUUGAAGAGGAAAUUGGCGAAGAAGCUUUAGCUGCUGCACAGGAUCAACUGGAAUACCUCCAGAAGACUCUGGAGGACAACGAAGGUAUUCUGAGUGAGGACCUGAUUUGUGAGGUUCUGCGUGAAAAGCUUUUCUCUAAAGGAUGCAGGAACCAAGGGUUUGUUCUGGAUGGCUUCCCUGAGACUAUGGAUCAGGCAAAGAUGGUUUUUGCUGAUGAGAGUCUGGAGAACCAGGAUAUAGAUUUACUGUCCAAAACGCCGUGGUAUAACAAGUCAAUCACCCCAGAGUACAUUUUUGCCCUCCAAGCACCAGAUGAUUUCCUGAUCAAGCGAGUGCAAGAGCUUCCAGAGAGCGUAGUUGAGAAGAUGCACUACACCCAGGACGAAUUCACGUCUCGUCUGGGUCUAUACCGCCAUCUCAGCAAUGCUGCAGUAACCUUGUCGGAUUUUUUUGAUCACCGGGAACUCCAUCCAGAAUAUUUAGACAUCAGCUCAGAUGAUUCGGAGUACACAUGUACUAUGAAGAAGAUUAUUGAGAUCAUAGGGGAGCCCAAGAACUACGGCGGGACUCCAGAGGAGCAGGCGGAGCAGAAGAGAAAGAAAGAGGAAGAGAGACUGCAGAAACUGGCGGCGGAGGCAGCAGAGAGGAAGGCGAGGAAGCUGGCUGCUCUGGCUGAGAUGACGGGUCAUUACGAGGAUUGGAAGAAGAACCUGGGGAUGGUGGAGGAACAAGAGUCUGAAAUGUUGGAAGCCAAAGGUCUUCCUCUCAGAAACUACCUGAUGAAGUACGUGAUGCCUUCGCUGGGCGAGGCCAUGCUGGAGUGCUCCAAGGUCAAACCAGAAGACCCCGUCGACUUCCUGGCUGAACAUCUUUUACGGAACAGCACAGAAGACUGAACAACAUCAGAUCUAAACGUCAUGGACAGAUUGAGAUGAUUGAUUUGUGAUUUCACUCAAAGUCUUUAAAAUGUUAUGAUAAAAAGUACAGUUUCAAGCACUUAAUCCUCUAAUCUAAAUUCAAUAAAAGCAAGUUUUACGCAAUAGAAAACGUCACAUUUUGUCAAAAAUGUAAAAUCUUCACUUGUAAAUGUUAAAUUGCAGAUUAAAGAGCUGGUCUUUAUAAAAGGUUCACUUCU